CUUACUUAGCUGGGUUAAUUGAAGGUGAUGGACAUAUCGCUGUGCACGAUAAAAAUUCUAAAUCUAAAGUAUAUCGUCCAAAAAUUAUUAUUGUUUUCAAUAUCCAUGAUAGACCUUUAGCAGAAAAAUUAUCUGCUGUCUUUAAAGUUGGUAAAGUAGUUAGCAGAUCUAGUGCGGGUCAUGUUUUACUACAAAUAUUAGCUAAAGAAGAAGUAUUAAAGAUCAUUAAUCUUAUUAAUGGUCGUAUGCGUACUCCUAAAAUAGAAGCUUUACAUAGAGCUAUAUGUUGGAUAAAUGAAAAGGAUAAUAGCUCUAUACCUUAUUUAGGUUUAGAUACGUCAUCUCUAGAUAGCAAUAGUUGAUUAGCAGGUUUUACAGACGCGGACGGAAAUUUUUCUAUAGUUUUAACCCAUCAAAAGAAAAAUGGUAAAGUUGGAGCUAAAAGAGUCCAAACCUUUUUCCGUAUAGAAGUUAAACAAAACUAUCCUAGAGAAGUUCCCGCAGAUAAAGGUGGAGCUAGUUAUUUUAAUAUUAUGACUAUGAUUGCUGAAUUCUUUACUGUAAAUCUGUAUACUAGAACUAGAAGUGUAGAUGACAGAGUGUUUUACGCUUUUAUGGUUAUAUCUCAUAAUUAUAAAAGUCAUGAUAUAGUUCGUAAUUACUUUGAUCGUUUCCCUUUAUAUUCCUCUAAGUAUUUAGCUUAUAAGGAUUGAUGUCGUGUUCAAGAUCUCUAUAGAGUAACCUGUUUAAAUAAAGAGGGUCUAGAUGAAAUAAAAGCAAUAAAAGAUCAAUUCAAUAGUAAGCGUAAAGUAUUUAAUUUCUCACAUCUGGAAUAUUUAACAUUU
This is a messenger RNA of Aplosporella prunicola CBS 121167, 845 nucleotides long. The record is from the annotation of a RefSeq genome assembly. NCBI's taxonomy places the organism in Eukaryota, Fungi, Ascomycota, Dothideomycetes, Botryosphaeriales, Aplosporellaceae.